Molecule: messenger RNA, 1548 nt
Organism: Penicillium verhagenii
Lineage: Eukaryota; Fungi; Ascomycota; Eurotiomycetes; Eurotiales; Aspergillaceae
Exons: 2
Coding region: 1-1548 (515 amino acids)
Source: RefSeq, a predicted model, not a curated record
AUGAGGGGUGACCCGCCCCCUUUACCACCCCGACGACCUCCGGGCAGUCAAGUCACAACUACUGAUGCCGUACCCAAUGCAAUAGUGAUGGACGAGGGAGUUCCCAAUGACCCCUCAUACAGCCUAUCCUUGCCCCGCCCCGAAGCGACCACGAAGCGGAGACUGUUACUUAUCUACAUCCACGGUUUCAUGGGCUCCGAAGCUAGUUUCAACGACUUCCCAGCCCAUGUUCAUCACUUAUUGACCGCUGUACUCAGCGAGUCAUACAUCGUGUACACUCGAAUUUACCCUCGUUACAAGUCCCGCGGCGAGAUACAAACUGCUGUUGACCAGUUCAGUAAAUGGUUAUCCCCGCACGAGGCCGAUGAUCUUGACGUCAUCCUAUUAGGACAUAGUCUCGGUGGUAUUCUCGCUGCAGACGUUGCGCUUCUACAGAACGAGAUCCCAGAUGGGCAGCCACGACAUCGAAUAUUCGGACUUAUCAAUUUCGAUGUCCCUCUGCUGGGGGUGCACCCGAGGGUCAUCCCCACUGGCAUUGGCAGCUUGUUUCAGAAAAAGGACAAGCCAGCCGAAGGCGAUUUAGCAGAAUCGUUCGAAUCCUUAGCAAUGGACACAAACAAGCUUGUCAAUACUAACCCCAACUUCGAUCCUCCAUUUAUGAAUGAUGUGCGUCUGGUGAAGCGUGAUGCCUUGGGCAGUAUCAAGCAUUUUUUCAACAAGAACACAGAUCGCAUCUCGCGAUCGCUCGUUGAUCUCGUCCUUUCGCCUGUCCAAUUUGCAAACUGUGUGAAUGAUUAUCCGGGGAUCCGAAUGCGGUAUCGUCGGCUCAUGGAGUUGGAAGCUGGGAAGCAGGGCUACCCGGGAGUACAAUUUGUCCAGUAUUAUACCGCGAGCACCGGUCGCAAGAAGAAACCCGCGAAGGAAUCUAAGAAUGAAGAUGCGGGUGAAGAUGAGCACACGGAGGCAGGCGAAACGAAAGGUUCGGAUGAAUUCAAGGACGAUGAGAAAUCCGAGGAUAUCGUCCAAACAGCAAGUUCGACAACGGACUCGCGAAAGUCUCCUACGGCAGAAUCCGAUGUACUUGGAGAAACGCGCGCGGAGACAGAUGAAGCCAUAACGAAGGAUGACCCCUUAAUACUAGAGACGCAGCCUACUGCAUCCGAUUCCACGCUGGCAGUUGAAUCGCCUGCUACCGACGAAGAAAGCGUAUCUAGAGGCGCGGCAAGUCUCACAUCGUCCAUCUCAGUCGACAAGAUGGAGAACACGAGUCUGUCAGACGAUACAUCUAGCAUGGCAUCGACAACCAUUCCUGCACCAGAGACACCCCCCGAAAAAUUGCGCAAGUUCAUUUUAUUGCCCUCACAUCACUGGAGGAGCGCAAACAAUUCUCUAUGGGUCCCAGUAGUGAUGGAGGAUAUGGACGAGGUGGUAGCCCACCAGUCUAUCUUCCUUACCAAGGGCAAACACUACGAUGAAUUAGUUGGGGAAACUGUAACACAUAUUGAGCAGUGGGUACAGAACGAUAUGAGCCUUCGAGCAUUGUCCUGA